This is a messenger RNA of Aureobasidium musti, 1140 nucleotides long. Lineage: Eukaryota; Fungi; Ascomycota; Dothideomycetes; Dothideales; Saccotheciaceae. The record is from the annotation of a GenBank genome assembly.
AUGUCUGACCUCCCCAACAAGUCAGCAGCAAAUGCUGUCGACGAACAAGCAUACGAGCGAGCUCAAGAAGUCAUCGCCGAAAGGCCCAAGAGGAAAUGGCAGAGCCUGAUUUGGGAUUCAUUUAACAAAAGCCCGGAGGAGAGAAAGUUCUUAUUCAAGAUCGAUACUGCUUUGCUUACUCUGGCCUCCCUUGGUUACUUCAUCAAAUACUUGGACCAGUCAAACAUCAAUAAUGCGUUUGAANNAGAAGAUCUGGGUCUGUACGGCAACCAACUCAACUACAUGCAAACGUGCUGGACAGUUGGAUAUGUCAUCGGCGAGAUCCCGUCUAAUAUAGCCCUCACUAAGAUACGUCCUAAGUACUGGCUUCCGGCUCUUGAGCUUUAUGUCAUUCGCUUCUUCGUAGGCCUGGCAGAAUCAGCAUUUUAUCCUGGCAUGCAGUACAUCAUCGGCUCUUGGUAUCGCAAAGAUGAACUCGCGAAGAGAUCCUGUAUCUUCCACACAAGCAGUGCUAUUGCCACCAUGUUCAGCGGUUACCUCAUGGCCGCAGUCUAUCACCUCGGAGGCACUGACCAAACCCAGNNGCUCUUCAUCGUCGACGGCAUAAUCUCCUUGCCAAUCUGCAUAGCCGGCUUCAUCUUCCUCCCCGACGUCCCAGAGAUCUGCACAGCCUUCUACCUCACAAAAGAAGAAAUCGCCUUUGCGCAAAAACGCAUGCAAAUCGAAGGACGUCGUGAACGCCAACCCUACACGCGCUCCAAAAUCUGGAAGAUCUUUAGUUCAUGGCAUAUCUACAUGCUAACUUUACUCUACAUCUUCUUUAACAAUGCAUCGGCCAAUGCGCAACCCAUCUUCCAGCAGUUUUUGAAAAAGUCGACGGAGCCGAGGUAUACGAUUACGCAGAUUAAUGCUUAUCCGACGACGACUAAUGCUGUUGCUGUGGUUACGACGUUGGUUUAUGCGUGGACUAGUGAUGGUUUGUUCAAGGGAGCAAGAUGGCCGCCGAUGAUUUUUGGUGCGUGUAUGAAUGUUAUGUGCUAUGUGUCAUUGGCCAUUUGGGACGUUCCUGUUGGGUGGAAGUGGGCUUGUUAUAUUCUGACUGGGUGUGGAAAUGGGUUGAGUGGGUUGAUCUUUGCGUAA